CGUCAACAUUUGAACGGCCCCCGGGCCUCCUCCUCCCUCACCCUUCCAGCUUCCAGUCUCUGCCCCCUCCCUCCCUCCUUCCGAUCAUCCGUCUCGCCAUGUCGGUCCUCCUAGAGACAUCUCUUGGCGAGAUCGUCAUCGACCUCGAGGUAGACCGCUGCCCGCGCACAUGCGACAACUUUCUCAAACUCUGCAAGCUCAAGUACUACAACCUCAACGCCUUCUUCAACGUCUCCAAAGACUUCAUCGCGCAGACCGGCGACCCCACAGCGACAGGGACCGGUGGCGAGUGUGUUGACGCUUUCCUCUUCUCAAAGAAUCCAGUCGGCCCCCAGCCCGCCCGCUACUUUGCCCCCGAGAUCACAACCAAGCUCAAGCAUAAGAGCAAGGGCACCGUGUCGAUGGCUGUCGCGCCAACCGACCCGCCAGGAUGCGGGUCGCAGUUCUUCAUCACGCUCGGAGACAACAUUGACUACCUUGACGGCAAGCACGCCGUGUUUGGCCAUGUGGUGGAGGGGCUCGAAACGCUCGACAAGAUCAACGACGCGUAUCUGGACAAGGAAGGUCGCCCGCUCCAAGAUAUCCGCAUCCGCCACGUUGAGAUUCUUGAAGACCCGUUCGAAGAUCCGCCCAACAUGAUCCCUAUACCCGACUCACCCCUCCGUCCUCCUGACGGCAUGGUGCGCAUAGCGGACGACGAGGACGCUUUCGCGCAGCUAGACGAAGAAGCCGCGGCCGAGCGCGCGCGCGCAACAGCCGCCUCCUCCUCGGCAUUGACGCUCGAGAUGAUCGGCGAUCUGCCCUUCGCGGCCGUGCGUCCGCCCGAGAACAUCUUGUUCGUGUGCAAGCUCAACCCCGUGACGCAAGACGAGGACCUGGAGCUCAUCUUCUCGCGCUUCGGCAAGAUCCUGAGCUGCGAGAUUGUGCGCGACAAGAAGACGGGCGACAGCCUGCAGUACGCGUUCAUCGAGUACGACCAGCAGGACAGCGCGGAACAAGCCUACUUCAAGAUGCAGAAUGUGCUGGUCGACGACCGCCGCAUCUGGGUCGACUUUAGCCAGAGCGUGGCCAAGAUGAAGGGCGUGUAUCGGCCAGGUAUGGCGCCUGAUGGCGGGAGGGGAGGGCGAGGAGGAAGGGGCGGGCGGGGAGGACGGGGUGGGUUUGGGGGACGGGGCGACUUUGAGCGUACCCGUGACUCGGGGUAUGGCUCCAAGGGCUACGAUGUGGUGGUGGAGCCCACGCGCCCGCGCAGUACGAGUCCCCGACGCGAUCGUGUGCGUGAUGACAGGCGAGGGCGCGACGACCGUGACCGCCGAGCCCGCGCCGACGACCGCGACGACCGCCGCGAUCGCGACCGCCGAGAUGACCGGAGUCGCAGAGAUCGCGAUGACCGGCGGGAUCACGACGACCGUCGUGACCGCGAUCGUGACCGCUAUCGUGAUGACCGAGACCGCCGCGAUGACCGCGACCGGAGGGAUCGCGACCGCGACUACGACAGGAGAGACCGUGACCGAGACCACGAUCACCGCCGCUGAGACUAUCCUAGGAUAUACAUAUGCAUAGUCUGGCCCUGU
Cutaneotrichosporon oleaginosum is the source of this 1574-nucleotide messenger RNA. RefSeq lists its product as uncharacterized. Gene Ontology annotation, cellular component: nucleus. The record is from RefSeq and is a predicted model, not a curated record. Gene Ontology annotation, biological process: protein peptidyl-prolyl isomerization. Lineage: Eukaryota; Fungi; Basidiomycota; Tremellomycetes; Trichosporonales; Trichosporonaceae. Gene Ontology annotation, molecular function: RNA binding; peptidyl-prolyl cis-trans isomerase activity.